UCCAAUUCCUUUAAUCGAUUGUUCCACCGGAAAAAUGCAUGGCUGCUGAAAUGGUUGGUUUCAAGCAGAUGAAGACGCUUCUUCACGGAACUCCAAAACCCUCAAACAAAACGUACAAAAGUUAAUUCUGAGUUUGAUCAGAAUAUACUGUUGAAGAUCUCAUAAUUCUUGAAGAUCCUUUGAAGCUUGCAUAAACAGAUAUAAGCAAUUUAUGGUAAUUCAAUUAUAUGAAAAUUUUCCAACUGAAGUAGGUGUGAUAUCGUGAUGCAAAAUGGGUAUUUAUCAAGCAAACAAAGAUAAGGAAGAUGGAGUUUGUUGAAGGUGGAUCAUCAAUGGCUACUAUUCACGGAAACAACAGCUCGACUUUUUGAGGGCAAAGGUUAGGUUUGCAUACAUCUGACCUGGACCCCACUUUCGGUUGAGAUAUACUGGGCUAGUUUAGUUUGGUUUAGGAUCAUCAAUGGCUGCUUCUUGGGAUCACUUGGGGGAGAUUGCAGAAGUGGCCCAGCUAACUGGCUUUGAUGCAGUGAGGUUAAUUGGAAUGAUUGUAAAAGCUGCUAGCACGGCUCGUUUGCACAAGAAGAACUGCAUGCAAUUUGCAAUGCAUCUAAGGUUGAUUGGAAAUCUUUUACAACAGCUUAAAAUUAGUGAACUUAAGAAGCAUCCAGAGACACGAGAGCCUUUGGAGCAACUUGAGGAUGCACUUAGGAGGUCUUACAUUUUGGUCAAUAGUUGUCAAGACCGAAGUUAUCUGUACUUGCUUGCCAUGGGAUGGACCAUUGUUUACCAAUUCCGAAAGGCACAAGAGGAGAUUGAUCGUUACUUGAAGAUCAUCCCACUCAUUACGCUUGUUGAUAAUGCUCGAGUCAGGGAAACAUUCAAAUAUAUUGAAAUGGAUCAGCAUGAAUACACAUUGGAUGAUGAUGACAGAAAGGUGCAAGAUGUUAUUAUGAACCCUGAUCCAUCCAAAACAGAUGCUGUUGUUUUGAGAAAAUCACUAUCUUUUAGCUACCCAGACUUGCCUUUUAACGAGGUUAUCAAGAAAGAAAAUGAAAAGCUUCAUCUGGAACUACAACAUUCACAAUCCUAUUUAGAUGUUGGCCAAUGUGAAAUGAUUCAACGUCUGAUGGAAAUAGCAGAUGUUUUUGCUUCAGAUUCUCAAUUUGAGAAGGAUGUGUCAUACUAUCCAUAUCUCAGCAGCAACAAAGGACAGGAAGAUAAUAACAAUCUGCCAAUGAAUGCUCAUUCAGCUUUAAGAAGCAUUUCUUCCACUUCAUCCAGGCAAGAUUUGCUCGAAUCUCAUCGACAUGAAGAAUGGCAUUCGGAUCUACUUGGCUGUUGUUCAGAGCCUAUGAUGUGUUUAAAAACCUUCUUAUUUCCUUGUGGAACACUCUCAAAGAUUGCUACUGUGGCAACAAACAGGCACAUGACUUCUGUAGAUGCCUGUAAUGAGCUGGUGGCUUACUCCCUAAUAGUGUCAUGCUGUUGCUAUACUUGUUGCAUCAGAAGGAAGCUUCGGAAUACUUUUAACAUCAGGGGAGGUUGUUGUCAUGACUUUGUUUUGCAUUUUUGCUGCUGUUGUUGUGCCCUUGUCCAAGAAUUGCGCGAAAUCGAGAUGCGAAGAAUUCAUGGUCCUCAACAGACAAAAACAAGCCCGCCCUCUGGUCAGUACAUGGAAUCGUAGAGCGAUCAUAGCACAUACUGAUUCAUGGUUAUGUUUUUGUUUCAAAAUAAUUGUUUAGAUUGGAUAGAUUCAUGGUUGGAAUGAAUCAUUUCGAAAGAAUGGAAACAUAUUG
Molecule: messenger RNA, 1796 nt
Organism: Cynara cardunculus var. scolymus (artichoke)
Lineage: Eukaryota; Viridiplantae; Streptophyta; Magnoliopsida; Asterales; Asteraceae
Product: protein MID1-COMPLEMENTING ACTIVITY 1-like
Exons: 8
Coding region: 461-1684 (407 amino acids)
Biological process (GO): cell surface receptor signaling pathway
Source: RefSeq, a predicted model, not a curated record